This is a messenger RNA of Neltuma alba, 1407 nucleotides long. Its product is annotated as probable disease resistance protein At5g43740. The transcript has 2 exons. Gene Ontology annotation, biological process: defense response to other organism. Bases 1 to 1407 code for a protein of 468 amino acids. Lineage: Eukaryota; Viridiplantae; Streptophyta; Magnoliopsida; Fabales; Fabaceae. The record is from RefSeq and is a predicted model, not a curated record.
AUGGAAUUUCUGUGGUCCAAAGUCGUUGGAGACUCCAUUUCGCUUGCUGACAUACAUGAAUCGCUAAAUCAUGGAUUAACACGGCUACUUGCUUUACAGAGGGACAAAGACAAUGAAGUUUUGAGUCAUAUUAUACAGAAAAAUCCAUUCGAGGCUUACAAGCUUUCAAACAAGUGCGUAUCAAAUAUUGAGAAACAGGCGGCUUCUUUGAACAAAGAAUAUGUUGAAGAAGGGACAAAGAGACGGCGUAUUUUUGGAGGGAGAGAUCUUGGAAAGUAUAUCAACAGGGCAUUAAAAGAUGUGAUCAAGCUUCUUGAAGAAUGUCCGGAGAAGAUUCUAGUUGAUAAGCUGCCAGAGCAGGUCAUAAAGGAGACUGGUGUUCUAUCAAUUGCAGAGUAUCCGACUCUCCUGGAAGCCUUCCAACAAAUUCUGACUCUGCUACAAGAUGAAAAUAAAGGAGUAAAAUGCGUGGCACUUCAUGGACAAAAAGGAGUGGGGAAAACUACAAUAAUGCAAAACUUAAACAACCACUUUGUUGAUAACAAUGCAAGUUGUUUGAUAUGUUGCUGGAAGAAUACGGGAAGUGCUGGAACAGAAAAGAUAGUUACUGAUUUUAGAUGGCCUAAGGCACACACGCCGAAUGGGAUUUGGGAAAAGUUAGAUAUUUCACAACACAAAAAGCAGAGUAAGGUGGUAAUAACCACUCAUUAUCCUCUUGCUUUCAACUCGACAUGUGUUAAUAGGAAAGUCCCGCCGGAAAGAUUAUCCCCUAAUGAACCAUGGAAGAUGUUUCGAUGCAUUAUUGGUGAGAAUCUUUUACCACCCAUACCAAUUGCUCGACAGAUAUGUGAGAGAUUCUGCUAUCGUCUUCCCCUCCUUAUAGGUCUUAUAGCAAAGUCUUUUACCUAUCAAGAGUCUCCUCCUGAUUGGGAGGGGCUUUUGAAUGAAUGCACGCCUUGGCCUCAACUUAAUGGUUUCGAAGAUUUAUACUCGGUCUUGGAAAGUGGUUAUAAACUGUUGGGUGAUCAACGUAAACAAAAAUGCUUCCUUUAUGCUUGUCUGUAUCCUGCAAAUAGCAAGAUAUACACAAAUUACUUUGUGGAGUGUUGUAUUGCUCAGGGCUUUCUUGGUGAUGUUGGUGCAGCUACUAAGUACAGCGCUAUGCGUAGUCGCGGUAUUAAUGUAGUAUUGAGGCACCUUGUUAAUGUCUCGUUCCUGGAAGGGGAGCAACAAAUGAGGUAUGUUAAAAUGAACGAUUUUUAUGGGCAAUUUGCCUUAGAUAUAUCAUUCAAAUAUUCGGAUUUAGAAUGUAGCACUUAUCAUGUUGAUAAUGAAGGGCAUGAGAAGUGCUCCUUCAGACCAGAGUCACGGCAGGGUGCUAGAUGGAUUUCUAAGGUUGGCAGUUAA